CUCUUUUCUGCAUCUCACAGCCAUUGUUUUUUCCGAGCAGGGUUCAGCUUACGAAAAUGCAAUGGCAGGGAUUCAUUCUCUAUUAAUACGAUGAGAGCAUAAGAAGGAGGUUUCGUUGUUACAAGGUUCAUUUUUCAUCUUGCUUGGCCAUGGUUUCCUUUGCCGCUGAUGUGGUGUGUUGGUGCUGUGCCCCUCAACACCAUACCCCUCAUCAUCCCGAAAUAUCCAUUGGCACCUCAGCACCUGCCCUUUCGAGUUCAUCUUUGCAGUUGCUAUUGAAUGCGCACUUAUGCCUUGACACUUCUCCUUCUGCCAGGAUUCACCUCUGUGGCAAAAUACAGUCCAUUCGUCUCGGACAGAAAUGCUUUGGACCUUGGGUGUUUCUAGCACCGCUGGCUGUCACAUUUCCGGCGUCGAUUCAUCUUCAGAGUCACUGGCCAAAGUCUCGAUGCACAGCUAUCACACUUGACCGAGGGUACAGAUUCUUUCCACUGGCUUGUUCUAUGAUUCCUUAAGCCGGUAGGAACCAUGGAGCUUUGCAAGUGGUGCGGCAAGGACCGUCGACAACUGUCCAAGAGCGGGGCCCAGCCUCAAGACGACAUCGUUUUCAUAGAUUUCGAAGGUACAAAAUUGUGCGUCACUUGCUACGAGACCGCAACGUGGGCAGUUGAGAAUCCCAAGAAUUGUGCCGACUGCAACUUAUUAUUCACCGACGAGGAUGUGAUCCAAGCUCUUCUCUCGGAGGGAGGAUACACCCAUUCAACUCUCGAUAGACUGAAAAAAGCUGCUUCUCAAGGGUGUGUAUUAUGCCGGAUCUUCCUUUUGCAAGAUUCGAACCCGAGUAGCGAUUGGCAUGCGUUUGGUAUGACUCUCUUUGCAGAGAGAAAGAAGAGUGGUGCUAUUUCCGAUCGAGAUAUUGAUUUGCUGUAUUUUCGGUCCAAUCAUCUUACUGUGGAGAGGUGUUGCGUUGCUGUUUCUGCUUCUGCGGGUAAGAAUUUCUGUGUAUGUGCUUGCAGCCCAGUCUUUUCAUGUCGCUACCCAGUUUGUAAGUACUCUGGGGCGGCCGAGAAAGCGGACAGUAGUAACGUCUUAGUUUUCUAAUUUUCAUUAACAAUCCAAGUAGUCUACCCAAGCCUUUGGGUCGACUACUUCAAUUGUCUUACAACUGUUUAAUAAUUUUGCUUGAUCAAGUCUUUUGGAAGAUCAUAGGUUUGAAAGAGUUAGGACAAUGAGAAUCACCUACCAAAAUCUAUUGCCACUUUCCUUCCUUGUGUGAGAAUACCAUGCUCUGAUUUAAUCCUCUCAGGUAUAUGAAGAAAAUGAGAACGCUGGCUCUCGAGGUUCGUUAUUACAGAAACUGACUUUCGCAUAGAAUCCAAUCCACCCUCAACCCAAAUCAGCCAGAGACCUUCUUUACGAAAUCUACUCUGCGAAGAAACCUUUCAACAAGGACGCGCCUGGUUUCAAGAAUGCCUCCAAACCCAUUCCGAGUCAAAAGACCUCCCUAAGCCACAACUGCCCACUCGAGUCCUCGAUGUCGGAUCACUGGCUGAUCCUCGACUGCGAGUCUACGAACCUCCAAAACCCACCUACGAUGACUAUAUAAAUCUGAGCUACUGCUGGGGAAAGGAACAUUUCCUAACCACAAGGAAGGAGAAUUUCGACAGCCACAAACAGUCGAUGGAUGUAGAAGACCUUCCCAAAACGAUCGCAGAUGCGGUGCUUGUUACAAGGGGACUGGGCUUUCGAUAUCUGUGGGUUGAUGCUCUGUGCAUCAUCCAGGAUAGUCUCGAGGAUAAGAUGAAUGAAAUCGGGGCGAUGGGGGAUAUUUACAAUGAUUGUACACUUACGAUUGCAGCUGUAAGUGCUUCAGCUGUCGCAGAAGGAUUCUUGAAACCAAAACCGAAAUUGAUCGCCAACUUACCUUAUCACAUUGGAGAUAUGGUUGGCGAGGUCGAACUUGCUCAUCAAAAGGGUGUGGAUCUAUGGCAAGAAACUAUGUAUACCAGGGGUUGGUGUUUGCAAGAAUAUCUGUUGAGUCCUCGAGUACUAUUGUUCACUAACACAGAGGUUUUGUGGUCGUGUCAAAGUAAGAAAGACCAUCUUUCUGUCUUUCCAAACUACUUUACUCAGCUAAUCUCAUUGGGACGGGGACUCUCCUAGCUAUCCAAGCAUGCUACAUAUUCUCACAAAACUAACACAAUAACAGCAAGUCCCUUUACCCGUCCAGACAAUACCCACGUAUCAUAUGGGUACGACCGCUCUGAAAUCACCUCCUCUCCAUUUCGUCGACUCCGCUCUCACAUAUUCGAUAAUACCUCAUCGCAAACUCACUCAUCACCUUCUUCCACAUCCACGUCUACCACCGAAGAAUUCAAUCUCGAAGACUACAAAGACUGGACAAGCCUAAUAUCAAACUACUCUCUCCGCCAGCUAACCGUUCCCUCCGAUCGCCUACCCGCUCUCUCCGGCGUAGCAGGAAAAUACCAAUCCUCCUGGAACUCAACCUACCACGCGGGACUUUGGAGUAAACACUUCAUCCCACUCCUCUCCUGGCACCGCAGCACCUACAACAAACACGCCCUCGAGCUCAUCGACGCCGAACUCUACAAACCCUUCACCAAAUGGCGCGCACCAAGCUGGUCAUGGGCCAGCAUCGAAGGACCCCUCGAAUUCGAAUUCCAAAACGGCUACGCCCAAACCUCAACUAGCAGCACACACAAGCAGCCCGACAACCCCAAGAAAAUCCCCGACCACAUCCGCGCCAAGAUCGCAGCCGGACAACUCAAAGCCUCCAAAUCACAGCCACCCAGGAUCCCAGCCGCCAAACUCAUCUCCUGCACCACCAUCCCCGUCUCCCCUCUCCUUCCCCUCGGUGAGAUCACCUCCGGUGUCUUGGUCCUGCAAGCGCAGGCCAUCCCCCUCUCUGCCUCGCCCUUUUAUGCCCAUGAGAAUGUGAGUGAGAAGGGGAAGAUGUAUUGGGAUUGGAUCCCUCCGCCUGCGAUAUUGGGGGAGGAGAGGAUCGCGGGUUGUUGGGUUUUGUUGCUUGGGGAGGCGUAUGGGGGGAAGGGGAGGAGUUUGGCGGUUGGUCUGGUGGUUGAGGAGGUUGGAGAGGAAAAGGGAGAGGGACAGGAGGAGAGGUGGAAGAGGGUUGGGGUGUAUACUUAUCUUGGGAAGGCGGCGGCGAAGGCUUGGGCGGGGGGUGAGAAGAGGAGGGGGUUUACUGUUGUUUAG
Hymenoscyphus albidus is the source of this 3234-nucleotide messenger RNA. NCBI's taxonomy places the organism in Eukaryota, Fungi, Ascomycota, Leotiomycetes, Helotiales, Helotiaceae. The record is from the annotation of a GenBank genome assembly.